Molecule: messenger RNA, 621 nt
Organism: Medioppia subpectinata
Lineage: Eukaryota; Metazoa; Arthropoda; Arachnida; Sarcoptiformes; Oppiidae
Source: the annotation of a GenBank genome assembly
UUUUCAGAGUUAUUAACCACUUGUUAUGACUCUAAUGGAGAGCCAAAUGUGUCGGUCUAUGGAAAACACUCGGCAAAUGAAAUACUGAAUCCCAUCCAAAACUUUACGUAUGAUUUUUUCAAACAAUUUUUUGCUGAAGUCAAGAGUGUAUUCGCCGAUGAAUUCAUUCAUUUAGGCAUGGAUGAAGUCUACUACGAGUGCUGGGAAUCAAAUCCAGAGAUAAAGAAAUUUAUGCACGACUUGAAUAUGACUACAACAGCACAACUCGAACAGUAUUACGUGAAGAGGACCGUAGAAAAUGUCAGAAACAUUGGCUACAAAUACAUGACAUGGCAGGACCCGGUCGACAAUGGCGUAGAGAUGUCAUCCGAUUCUGUGGUACAGCUGUGGAAAGACACAGAAUUGGGACCAAUAUAUAAGUCUUGGGGCGAAUAUAUUAAGCCUAUAGCCAAGAAAAAGUACAAAAUGGACUGGAAAAAGUACUAUAAUUGCGAUCCUCAUAAUUUUACUGGCACGAGGGAAGAAAAGGACUUAAUUAUAGGAGGCGAAGCGUGUCUUUGGAGUGAAUACGUCGACGGAACUAAUCUUUUGGCUCGACUUUGGUAUGGAUUUUUUGAGACU